AGACACAUUGGCAGUUCUCGAGAGAUGCUUUCGACUACUAGCAAGUACUCGGAGGAAUUCAGUGCCAAAUACUCCAUCAGCAACUGCUGGUACAAUGCUGAGUCGUUGUCUCAAACGACCUAUCUUUGACCUCAUUAAGCACCGUGUGACUCGCAUGGACCACAAUCUCUUUGACGUGAUUUGGCCAUCAUUGCAAAAAUAUCAUUCAAAUUCCCAAAAUAGUAGAACUCUUGACAGUGCCUAUAUUGCUCCUGAUUAUGAAUGCUAUGUAGUUUUUGCUGAAUUUUUAGAUCCUUAUAUUAGAAAUCUGCACUGUGUUACAACAACGGGAGAAUUACCGGAUCAAUAUUAUCCCUGUUUCUUCAGUGAUAUCGGUACCAAAGAUGAAAAUGAAAAUUUCCAGGAAAACAUUCAUGCAAUUGCAUCCUACGAUAUUGAUCCAUCUGGAAAAUAUAUAUCAGCAGCUACUAUUGAUGCGUGUCGUAAUUUGGAAAAUUUUUCUCUUCCAUUAACAUUAACAAUCAAUCAACUGGAAGAAACAGAAAAGCGAAUUACUGGAAUAUUAAUGAGUAAUGAAAUGUCAGUAAUUAUGGCAGAGGGAUCUAGUGAAGACGAAGCAGGAAACUACUAUACUUUGAAUGAAGUUUUAGAGCGACCAAGUAAUAUAAGAGUUAGAUUAGAAGCUGCGGGACUUUUAACUCCCAUAAAUGAAACAGAAAUGAGUAAUGAAAAACGUCUUCAUGGUAAACAUUGGCCUUACGGACGUGGAGUGUAUGUUGCUGCUGCGGGAGAUGUUGCAGUGUGGGUUAAUGUCCAUGAUCAUAUAAGAAUUAUUGCUUGUACUGAAGAAUCUAAACCCGGACAGAUAGGCAAAACUUAUGUGAGAAUAGCAAAAAUUUUAACUAUUCUAGAUCAAAAGUUAGCUUUUAAAAGACACCCUAAAUUUGGAUUUUUAAGCGCUCGGCCUUCUUCUGUCGGAAAUACUUUACACAUUACAGUAGUGGCUAAAUUAUCUGGAUUAUCUAAAAAACCAGAAAAUUUAAAACAUCUAUGUAUUGUUAGAGGAUUAAAACCAGUUGAAACAAUGAGAACUGAUACCUGGAAAAUUAGUAACCAACAGUGUCUUAGUAUUACUGAAUUACAAACAUUACAAGACUUUAUUCGAGCAAUAGUUAAUAUUUUGAAAUUAGAGAAAGAAAUAGUAAUAACAAACUCUAUGAAUAUUACUUCAAUUUUUGCUAACAUAUUUCGUAAAAAAAAAUCAUCAAGUCGUAAAUUUAAACGGUAA
Chelonus insularis is the source of this 1288-nucleotide messenger RNA. RefSeq names its product arginine kinase Met e 2. Gene Ontology annotation, biological process: phosphocreatine biosynthetic process. The coding region runs from base 95 to 1288 and encodes 397 amino acids. The transcript is spliced from 2 exons. Gene Ontology annotation, molecular function: creatine kinase activity. The record is from RefSeq and is a predicted model, not a curated record. NCBI's taxonomy places the organism in Eukaryota, Metazoa, Arthropoda, Insecta, Hymenoptera, Braconidae.